GUGAAUUAUAUCUAUAGAUUUCUAUCUCUCUAUUAGUAUUACAAUGCACGAUUUACGUAGAUUGAAGCGUUUUCUUUAUAUCAAGUUUUGCUCUAUAAAAGAAAUCAAAGCUAGAUUGGGAGAUUUGUUCUUAUGGUUAUGUGGUGGCUGCCUAGCUUUUGGCUAUUUGCUUGGAAGAAGGCGCAUGUUUCGUAUCUUAACAGUUAAACGAUGAGCAUGAAGAAGAGGGCGAAUUUAGGUACAAUAUGGGACUCGCUUUUAUCGCUGAGUCUACUUUUUAUAUUCCUUUGUACAAUCAUCAAUCCGUAUAUACGUAAAUAAAUAUGCUAUAAUUUACAGGCUUUCAAGGAACUUCUUGGCGGCCUCGAGGACAGUUAUCUUGCCCAGGGUGGCAAUGUCGUUGCCGCUGCCGAGCAGUCCCUUGAGCUUCUUAAUCUCGUCAACAACCAUGUUCAGGAAACGCUGGCCACACUUGGUGCCAGUGAUAAACACUUGCUUCAGCGCCGCGGCACCAAUCAGGUCGGUGUUGAUGGUAAUGACGAGCUGCACGUUAUCCCACAGUCCGAGGCUGCACACGCCCGAGUCGACAUAGCACACGGGGUGAGAAUCAAAGGCCUGCGUCUUGAUGCUGUCGCAGGUAGAGUCGCAGCUUGACAGAGGGCCAACGAGGAAUUUUUGCAGGCAGGUCAGGACUCUGAAGAUCCAAGCCUGGCCAUCAGUAGUAAACUGGUCCAGACGGUUCAUGAACUUCUGGCAGUUCUUCAAGCCGUAGCCAAUUGGGUAUCCGUUAGGGCCGCAGUGCCAGGCAGCCUCAGCGCAAGAUGCAUAGAAGCCGCAGUCACGGUCAGGCUUCUGGCACUCGGUCUUGCACAUGACGUCAGGGUGGCAAGCAGUGCAUGUCGACGUCGCGGGGGUCUCAGCCGCUCUGCUGACCAAGGACCAGCUAUCACGCUCAACAUUGGGCGAGGACUGCAGGGUGGCGAUGUUGAAGCUCUGCAGGAGCUGCUUGCCUGUGGAGUCGAACGCGGCGACAGUUACAAUCUGGUUGGCGCCAAUACCCUUGGGGAGCGUAAUCGCAUCGGCAGAGAUGGUGGUGUUUUCGACAAUAUCACCCAGAGAGUGGGAAGACUGGUGGUCGAAGGCAAAGACGGCGUGGCGGGUUGUGUCGAGGGUUCCGCAAGACGGCUUAAUAACGAGAGGUACCGCGGCCGAGUCGAGAACUAGCGUUGGCGAGCACGCCGCAGCGGCUUGUCCAGCGAAAAGAACGGCUGAGAAUUUCAUCUUGAUUGCUGUUGUUUCGAAUUGACUGGUUUGUCGCUGAGAAACAAAAAAAUGCCCUCCUGGACAGGAGAAAAGAGGGACAAAGCAGUACUUUAUUGAAAAAAGUUGAAUUAUCUAAACGAGCAAACGCGAAAGCCAAGCCAAGCCACAUGUAAGCAGCGUAGUGUUCGGGAUAUCCGCGCCACUCACGGCGGAGAGCUACCGAUUUUGGACUGCGUCCGACGGACGGAGGAAUCGAACGCCGACCGAUCGUCGGUGUUUUUCUUGAACGGCCCGUUUGAGAUGCAGUCGAGGUUCGUGGCGGCUGGUGUCGGAUAUCGGGGUCGGUCGCCCAUCUUUGAAGAGUACCUUUGGUGGUCCUUUCAAAUGCCUCUGCUGCAAGCUUUCCAUUAGCACGAGGUUCUUCGGCAAAGGCACCUGAACAAACUCUGUCGGUCGCCAUCGCCAAGGUUACAUCAGUUGCACUCACUACUGUGAAUAAAUGUUGAUCAUUGAACUUAAAUCUCUGCUUUGUCGCCUCUUCUGCAUCACCGCUGUCAACCACUAUUUCUCGCCACGGCACUUGAGUGCAUCUGCAUCGGUAGCCUGAUUCUCGUCGAUGACAGCUCGUUUUUAGUGUCCAUUUGUCUUCAUCGGGCAAUUCGGCCGCCCCCAAAAACGCUAGCGACGUCAGGGCUCGGCACCUGUGCAUUAGCUUGCAUCACCCAUCUCCACUGGCCAGGAACGCUGUGGGUGCUGCAAGGCCACUGUAAUAUCGAGUAUGCAUCGACAGCGCGCAAGUAGGCGCCGAAACGCACCACAAAGAUUGUUCAAUGCAUAAUGUUGAUGGAAAACCAAUGUAAAUUCAUCUCAAGUGCAUGAUUCUGUUGUUGUUUCGUAUUCAUUCUCUUUUUGAAAACUAUUUUCUUUUUUUGCCAGCUGGCGCCCGUCACCUGCCAGCUGCCAGCACUGCCCCCCCUUGUCAUUUACCCGCAACAAAUUUCUUCCGCCUACAUUGCAUCACCAGAUUUCUCUUCAACGCAACACAACACAACGUAUUGAUUUCGCUUGCAACACUGCUGUAGCUGGCAAACUCUGUGAGAAUGCGUGCUCUUCGCUUCGGAUCCGACGUGUUUGAUCCCACGCACCGCUUCGAGACCUCGUGGUUCAUCGGCCCGUGGAUCCUCUUUGCCAUUCGCUCCCUGAUAUCCGUAUACGCAUUCACGACUCUCUUCUUCAGUCUGGGAUGGCCCUGCACGCAUCCUGAGGACGGCGGCUGCCAGGCGGCUACCCAGUCCUUCUCCUAUUUUACCGUCCUGACGUAUUGGGGCCUGGCCUUUUACUUUGCUGUCAGCGCUGUGCACACAUUUACGUAUGCGCGCAGCGGCUCAGCUCUUUUGGAUAGAUUCCCGCGGCCACUGCAAGCCCUCCACUCGCUAUACUACACUACCGUGGUGACGCUGCCGUUUCUUGUCACCAUUGUGUACUGGGGCGUGCUUUACAAGGGCUCGUGGUUCAAGCUUGAGUACGACGCUUGGGGUAACAUUAGCAAGCACGGACUCAACAGCGCCUUUGCUCUCUUUGAGCUGGUGGUCCCGCGCACACUGCCGCCGUUUUGGAUUCACAUUCCAUACCUGAUUCUCAUCUUGCUGGGAUACUUGGCCGUGGCAUACAUCACGCUGGCAAGCCAAGGAUGGUAUACCUACAGCUUCCUCGACCACGAUGCUGUCCAUGGAAGAGGCUAUGUGGCGGCGUACAUUUUUGGUAUCGCGGUUGGCAUCAUUAUCAUCUUUAUCGUCGUUUGGUGCUUGAUUAAGCUCCGAGUCUGGGCUACCGAGACAAAGGGCCACAUGAUGGGCAAGUUUGCGGCAGAGAGACAGCCAAGCGCUGAUGAGGAGGCGCAGAGAAAGGAGUCUGCUAACACAGACGAAGGUAUCCGGGCUUCUGCUUAGAGUUCUCACCUAUUUAGAAUGACAAGGGCGCGUGUGACAGAAUAUGACAGGAUGACGCAAGAAUGUGUGCCAGGUUGGAAUUUAUUGCUGUUGGAUAUACCACGAUAACGCUGUCUAUAAUAUAUGAUUUAUACUUUUUAGCCAGAUACCAGACUGCUAUACCUGAGCUUUGGAUACGGUUUUGGAUACUCUCCAUUUUCGUCCGUCACCCAGAGCGGAUAGCACGGGUCCUAUUCUUGAUUAGUCUCUAGUAGCUUCACAACCGGUACUUUGCCAUGGAAUACAGCUAAAGUAUUCGACAAAGCAAUUAACAGCAAGAGCUUACAUCUUCAAAGAAAGGCAUCUUCGAGCCUACUUCCUGCCACUCUCUCCACCACAGGGAGUCAUGCAAAUGUCGCCGGCGGCACCAUGCACACCUCGGUAUUGUAUCCUCAGGCACGGUAACACCACAUUCGCACCAAAACUAGGAAAUAUGUCAAAUUAGUAAAAUUAGUAAAAUACGGGGUGUGACGGCAUGUAUUUGGCUCUAGUGGUCAACUUACAAAUCUCAUGAAUUGAUAGUCUGUCAGAUAUUUUGAGACGGGCACAUCGUUCUCAUCGAAGCCACUGUCAGGAAGCUUAUUUUUAAGCUUUGUGUGCCUUUUGUAGUAAUUACGACUGGCAUCACGCUCAAUCCAAUGACACUUGGAGCAUAUCCAACGCCGAUGUAUGUCACAGUCACAGAGGUCACUGAGGAAUUUGCCAGCCAGUUCUGUUUCCUCUCUGUCGUCGCAGAUUCUACACAAACACAUAACAGCGGUUGAUGUAUCCGCUAUAUUCAAAUGGGGACGUCGUGAGGAAUAUAGAGGCUGAGCGCGGGGGUAGUAGCGACAUUCCUCGCAAAUGUUGAUGUCACACUUCAGACAAGGAAGGGUGUCGUCUACCCGGCACUGACGUUGCCAAAGCUGUACUUCGAUUUCUUCGUCUUGCUUGAUACUACGACCAUUUUGGCUCCAUUUGUAACCAUAUCGAGAAUCAUGAAUUCGAUAGAAACCUGUAAGAUUCUUGCGGUCUGAGAGCCCGUGUCCAUCACAGAGACAGACUCGCCGCAACUUAUGCCAGACAGAUUCGGAUGCACGUAUCUCGCUGUAGAAUGCCUUACAUGUAAGGCUAAGAUGAAAGAGGUCGAUUGUGGAUAGCUGGGAAGCGAGGGAACCCAAUAUCGGGUAAUUUGAUAUAAGAAAGGCGAGCUGUUCGCUACUUAUCACAGCGUCCUUGGGUUGGCACAUCCUAGGGAACUGAAGUCGGUGCUAACUGGCGGUAUGCGGAAUGUAGGAACAAUACAAAUCAGAAGUAAUAGUUUAUUGGCCGGCUGCAAGAUUGAAGAUAAUAUGAUAUGUGUCCUUGCACAGAUCCGAUCCGAUGGCGCAUCCAGAUGCACAGACACAGUGCUAUGUUUUGAGUCACCGUCGUGAAUAAUUCGGGUCACAAUAUCACGUGCGACCACCAAAUAUGCAGUAGGCAGGCUUUUAAACGAUGGAUAUUUUUCGAAUCAUCCUACAGCCUCGUUCUAACAAAGUGGAUUGCGAGCGCCCUUGUGCUGACAGGGACGUUGCCUUGUCACGCCAAGAUUCAAUACCCGCCAAGGCGCAGAGAAUUGAUUAGAGGCUCCUUUGAUUGUCAUAUUCUUAAGAAUUGCCAAAGAGGACGUUAUCAUCCAACAGCAGAUGAAAUGAACCAUAAAUAUAUAGCAACAGACCAAUUUAUUUGAAUAAUUAACAGUAUAUGCUUUGAUACUUAAAUUUGUGUCAUUUCUGAAGGGUGAUAAAGCCGAAUUGAUAUCUCGUUCAUUCGACGUAGUAGCAAGCAGUAAAAUAGAAUCAAAAUAGAAUUUUAUUUGUAGCCAUGUUCUAAGUACUGCAAAAAGCGACCUGCUCGGCUGUGUACUAUUGUUGUUGCUCUUUCAACUCUUCUGUCCAUCACAGCGCCAUCUGCCAAGAUACCCGCUGUUCCUGCAGCUGCGCACAAGGUUAGCAAUAUUUCAUCACUAUAUAGGAAACUGGCUUACCAUUUUGAUCACACUCAGUGGCAGGAAGUUUCUUUCUGCGAUUUGAAGGCGACCGAAUCUCUCCAUCAGCUCGUCAUGAUGUGUUAUGACUGUCCAUUUCAAAUCCGGGCUCCAUGAAUCGGGAUAGGCUGCCAAAUCUCCAUCCAUUCCCUUGGCUAUGACGUUCCUGAUCUCCUCAUCAAGGUUGAGAGCUGGAGCGAUUCUCCUUCGCAAAGUACGCUUUACCCUGCCUAGUUCGCCAUGGCAAGCCUCACGGUAGCUGAUCCAAUCUUCAAAUGUCAUAAACUCAUUCGGAUCGGGUCUGUCGUCAGCGUUGUCCUCGUCAUCCUCGUCCCUGGGGAACAUCCUGUCUAGUCUCUGGCGACGAACAACGGGCUUCUCAGCCAUGAAGCUAUCCUUUAGCUCAUUAUAGGUAGCCUCGUCAUUGGAGAGGUAAUCGUCCAUCAAAUUGCUGGGUCCCUUGUCGCUUGCAUGGCACAGAUGCAGAAACGGCCCAAAAGGGUUCGUCACACCCAGGCCACCAAGAUGCUCAGGCAGCGCCAGGAACCCGUCGGGUAUGUCGUCUUUCGGUAUACCGUGGCGCUUAGAAAUCAUAAUCUUCAGAUGAUCCAUGUAGUUCUGACCUUGCAAGCCGCCGUCAUCGGCAAACAAAAUGCUUUGGAUGUGGCGAUGCGUCUCUAGGAUCUCUUCGACGUGAGCUUCACCAAACACGUUGGCGGGCUCGCCAAACGACUUGACAAAGAAGCGCCCGAUACAGCUAUUCCAAGUCUGAAUCCAAGAGAAUACCGAAUCGCAUUGCUUGAGCUGCUUCAAGAGCUGGUACGCGUGCUCGUCGACAGCAGGGCGAUCAACCUCCCACUCGGCGUCCUUGUUUAGCUUUAAGAAGCCGAUGCUAACCUUUCCAUCUGGCAGGAUGGCCUCGAUAUUGGGAUCCCUCUGGUCCGAGGCCGCAAAGUACACAGAUCCCGUCUUCUUGGCGUUAAACUGCAGGCCCAUCAGGGCAGCGAAUCGCUGCAUUGUCUGCCACGCCUUGGCAACCUUCUCUGGCUCGCCCCAAAGAAACAGGUCAUCGUGAAGGCGGUACAACAGCACGCCAUCAGCCUCUUUGUUGACCGCAAGAUCCAUAAAGGCGAGGACGAGCUCGCCGAAGAAGAGCGAGAGGGAGUGUGCCAUCGGGAUGCCGCGUUCACGCUCGCGAACCCCCUUCCCGUCACCCAUAUUCAACGGGGCCCUGAGAAACUUUAGCAGAAACGCAAUCCAUUUGUCGGGCACGGCGGCGAACUCGAGAAGAGCAACCAGCGUCGUGUGUGGCAAGGCGGUUCCAAACCACUGCAGGUCGGAUUGGAUGGCCGCUACUUGGCCGUGAAGCUUCUUGGCUACGAGGACAUCAGUGGCCAUCUCGUGCAGGAGCUUCUGUCGUGUUCCGGUGGCCGACAUGUUUUGGUUUUCCCUUUCGCCGUCGUCAUCUUCCCCAUCAGAACCGCUGUAGUCGUCAUCGCUAUCAUCGUCAUCAUAAUCUGUGUGAUGGUCAGUACCGUCUUCUUCGCCGCAUCCCGUUUGUUCGCUUACCAGCUAAUUUUCUCUCGUCUGUCCGAGGCAGUUGCAUCAAGUGAAACAAUCCGAAAUAUCGAUUCCUGCGAGUCGACUGCGACGUCACAGUUUCGGCGCGUCGGCGAGGGCAGUAAAACUUGAGCCUGUCGAUAGCGUCUUGGUUCUUUGGAUUCAGCUCAGUCCAUACAUUGGUGUCGUUGAAACAAGCACUGAGCCUUUGGCGCAGCUCCACAGACCACAUUAUACCGAUAUGGUGCAAGAAGAUGGCCUGGAGAAUUUCUUCGUCUGCCAUUACUCUAUACCUGCUUUUUGUUAGCUGCGGAUUGAAUUGGACAGGAGAAAUCUUCAUACUUUCCGUUGAGCUGUUGCCGGGGCUCAACAGGCAAACCCUCGGGACCAGCCUCCCACGACCAAUUUUCCAUGUCGGCCCAGCGCAUAUUGAGCACAUCAGCAAUCUCAGUAAGGACGUCUUCAUCUUUCAUGAAGCCCCGGAGGACAGCCUUUUUGUCAUCAGACAACAGUAUAUCGCUUAGUACACCCUGCAUGAGAGCCUUGAGUUUCGUUAAUGUGAAUGGGCUACCCGUUGCGAACUGCUUAUUUCCAAAGGCAUACAAGUGUCCGCGCGCCCAGUCCCACUGCGACUUGGCCUCUUUGCUUGGAAACAGGGUGCGCACAUAACUCAGUAUGUCCUCGUGGCUUCCAUUACCCGUUGGCUCCGAGAAGACGACAUCUGCAAACUGCUCGCGCAACCGCUGCAGUCUAUCCUUUUGUAGGAUUUCAAAAUCGUCCGUCUCCAGAAGGUCCGCAGCCUUUACAGUGAUGGGGUCAGGCAACGUCUGGACCUGGCUUUGGGAGAUCCAGUCAGUAAGCAAAUCGCAGUAGAGCCGAGCAAAUCGAAAACGCUCCUUCUGCUGCGCUUCCAUUCGCUUGAAGAGGUUGACGCGAGCUCGCAAAACUGAAGGACUCAAGCUGGCGUCGAAGCGCGACUGCUUCGCCCAUGAGCUGAGAUACGCUUUGCUAAGCUGUCCUUUGCUGAAGGAUGGAUGGGAUGAAUUGAGCCCCAUUUCGACGGCAUCUAACCUGUCUGCCUGGUUGUUAUCAUCGAACGCUUCGAUCGCGGCCAUUGUCUCUCGAAGCCACGCAUCGUGGGCUUGUUGCACUCUGGUGAGCUGGGAGAUUUUAGUCUUGGUGAUGGACUGCAGUGCUGCAGAUAAUAGCGAGUCUGGUGAAGUAGCCAUGAUUGCAUUUGAAUUUGGAUGUUGUGCUAUGACAACAGAGAAAGAUCUGUGUGCUGGUCUCCGCCUAUUUAUACGUGAUCAUAGCUGUAGCUGGACUUUGACGAUUGACUCAUUGAAUGUCCAGUAAAGGCGUACAUUAUUUUGAACACGUUGCUUCGCCAUGGAUUAGUUUCUUCCAUAAUAUUCCAUGAAAGUGGUUGUACUUCGCAUAUACGACUUCGAGCUUCGACAUGAUUCUAUGCGAGCGAGGCUGCCGCACACCACUACAGGGAUCAAGUGUCGGGUCGCUGCCUGAAGGGCG
Messenger RNA from [Torrubiella] hemipterigena, 8349 nucleotides. The record is from the annotation of a GenBank genome assembly. Lineage: Eukaryota; Fungi; Ascomycota; Sordariomycetes; Hypocreales; Clavicipitaceae.